AUGAAAAUCCUGAUUUUUGGAUCUAGUGGAGACCUGGCUAUGAGAAAGCUUUUCCCUGCACUUUCAAAGAUAGAUUUGGAUGGCGUAGAGAUCAUAGGAUACGCAAGGACAAAGUAUGACACAGAGUUUUCCGAUGUUUUACAAGAGGUUGGAAACUACACUCCAGAGUUCAUUUCCAAAGUCACAUACAUCCGGGGUGCAUAUAGCAACCUUUCAAAGCUCAAGGAUGUUGUGGACUCAGAGACAAUCGUGUAUUUUUCUGUGCCUCCCUCUGUGUAUACAGUUCUUCUUGCAGAGAUAUCAAAGCUAGAGUACAAGAUGGCUGCUGUAGAAAAACCAUAUGGAGAGGACAUCCGGUGCUUUCAGAUGAUGGAGGAGUUUGAUCUUAGCAGAACUGUGUUUAUAGAUCACUAUCUGCUUAAGCCGAUGGUAGUGUCUGCUCCAAGGAUCAUUUGCGAAUAUGGGAUUCGAAAGGUCCUGGACAACAAACAUGUGAAAAGUGUGGAGAUAGUAUCGAAGGAAGCAAUUGGAGGAGAAGGAAGACACUAUUUUGAUAAGAAUGGAAUCAUAAAGGAUAUAAUGCAAAACCACAUGGCAGAGCUUCUUGCAAUAGUUGCUUCAGACAAUGAGUGCACGCAUGCUGGAGCAUCUAGAGCAGCAGAAAUAUGUGCAAGGAUGGAUGUAUUCGCUGCAUGCACAAUCAAUACCGAAAAGUGUGUGUAUGGACAGUAUGAGGACUACAAUAAAGAACUCCACAAUGAAUCAACAACUGAGACAUUCUGCAUGCUACCUGUAUACAUCAACAAGCCAAGAUGGUCUGGCAUUCCGUUCAUCAUGAUUGCAGGAAAGGGAAUGAAUGAGAAACGAACAGAAAUAUCCUUUGAGUUCAAGAAAGAUGCGUAUCAAAAGUGUAUGAGUCUUAUUUCGUUACAGGAUCAAUCUACAUACAAAACAAUUCAUGUUAAUCAAAUCUCACAGAUCAAGCUGAUUUUUAAUGUUUAUCCUAGAUGCGAAGUGUUCCUGAAGGUUGAUGUUGGAGAACAUGUGUUUGAGUAUGUUAUUUGCAACAAAAAGUCUGUUGAAGAGAUUAUGCAGCAGAACUAUGGUGCAUAUAAUGAUCAUGAAAUAGUUUUUGACUGUCUUGUAAGAAACAAGGAGUUCAGUAACGUCAGUUCGAAUGAAGCAGAUCUUCUGUGGAAACUGUUUGAUCCUGUGCUUUCGAUAUCCAAAGGGCCAAUGUUGUUUUACUACUCGAAGGGAAUUGACAUUCCUAUAGAAGCUGAAGAGAUGAUUAAGAAGAUUAAAAAGGAGUAA
Molecule: messenger RNA, 1314 nt
Organism: Ordospora colligata OC4
Lineage: Eukaryota; Fungi; Microsporidia; Ordosporidae
Product: glucose-6-phosphate 1-dehydrogenase
Exons: 1
Coding region: 1-1314 (437 amino acids)
Biological process (GO): pentose-phosphate shunt, oxidative branch; glucose metabolic process
Molecular function (GO): NADP binding; glucose-6-phosphate dehydrogenase activity
Source: RefSeq, a predicted model, not a curated record